AUUUAGUGUUGCUAACUUCUUACUAAUAGGUACUAAUAACAAUGUUUCCCGCCAUUUACAAUUUACUAUCAUUUGCUUUGUUACGAAGUAAUAGGCAAUAGCAUUAGCCAAAUCAUUCAGAAAUCAGAAUAUGUACUGAAUAUUACCAUAGCCUAUUAAACUAUUAAAGUAUUAACUUUAUAACUUAUUAGGUCUAUGAGUAUUACUCUAAUAGCCAUUGCUCAUUACUCUUAUUUCAUAUUUGCAAGUGUAUGUUAGAUACUUUUGUAAAUCUGUAAAAUUGUAAUGUACUAACGUAAGAACUAUUAAAGUAUUAAUUCAGACUCGUCUUAAGUAUCUGUACUACAAUUAUUAUUAGCAUAGUGACAUACCUAGUAUUGUAAUAAAUUUCAAUGUGUCAGUGUUCAGGUGUUCUCAGUCCUCAGCGUGCAUAAUUUUUAUUUUGGCUGUUUAAAUUAAUUCAUAGUUCAAUUUUUUUUUUUUAAGUAUAUUGUGACGUUUUUUUUUAAAAAUUUAUCGUAGUUUUAUUAAAACUGUUGAAACUUAAAUAUGGAAGGAUUUGAUACUCCUGGUAUAUUUUUCUCUGAUACAUUCGGUGAUGAUGACAAUUUGUCAUCGUCAUUAUUGAACACAAGAUCAAUAAAAAAAUCGUUCAAAGAUUUCUUAAAAACAUACAACGAAGAAAAUUUUAACUAUAAGUAUAGAGAUACAUUAAAGCGAAAUUGUAAUUUGGGUCAAUAUUGGAUGGAAAUAAAUGUGGAGGAUUUAGCUGGAUUUGAUGAAAAUCUUGCUGAUAAGUUAUACAAACAACCAGUGGAAUAUUUGCCAGCUUUUGAAGAAGCUGCUACAGAAUUAGCUCAAGAAUUGCUUGCAUCUGAUAACUUAGAAGAUAUUGAGCAUAUUCAAAUAUUAUUGUCUACAAAUUCAUUGGCUUCUUCUUUGCGUUCUAUUAAAUCUGAGUCAGUUUCUCGGCUGGUCAAAAUUCCUGGUAUCAUAGUAUCGGCGUCAAGUAUUCGGGCUAAGGCUACACAGAUAACAUUGCAAUGUCGAUCUUGUCGUAAUGUAGUACCACAUUUGCCAGUGAAACCUGGCAUGGAUGGUUAUAUCUUGCCAAGAAAAUGUACCACUGAACAAGCUGGCCGUCCACAAUGCCCUUUGGACCCAUAUUUUAUUAUACCAGACAAAUGCAAAUGUGUUGAUUCUCAAAUUUUAAAAUUACAAGAAUUAAGUGACUCUACACCUCAAGGAGAAAUGCCACGGCACGUACAAUUAUAUUGUGAUCGUUACCUAUGUGAACGUGUAGUUCCAGGGAACCGUGUUAUGGUAGUUGGUGUUUAUUCUAUAAAAAAGGUCAAGACUUCUAAAAAACAAAAACUUACUGAAAAUUCUCGUACCGUGGUUGGUGUGCGUGCUCCAUAUUUAAGAGUUUUAGGAUUUCAAAUGGACGAUCAGGUUGGAGGUUUCACUACUUCAAUACCAACUUCUGUUGAAGAUGAAGAACUAUUCAGAAAAUUGUCAUCAUCUCCUGAUAUUUAUGACCGUAUUGCCAAGUCUAUAGCACCAUCUAUUUUUGGUUUUAGUGAUAUAAAAAAAGCGAUAGCUUGUCUGCUUUUUGGAGGUUCUCGUAAAAGACUUCCAGACGGUUUAACCCGUCGUGGAGAUAUAAAUUUAUUGCUUUUGGGAGAUCCUGGUACAGCUAAAUCACAACUUUUAAAAUUUGUACAACAAGUUUCACCUAUAGGUGUAUACACAUCUGGUAAAGGUUCUUCAGCUGCUGGACUCACAGCUUCUGUAACACGUGAUCCAACAUCUCAUAAUUUUGUGGUAGAAGGUGGAGCAAUGGUUUUAGCUGAUAGUGGUGUUGUUUGUAUUGACGAAUUUGACAAGAUGAGAGAAGGUGAUAGAGUUGCGAUUCAUGAAGCUAUGGAACAACAGACCAUAUCAAUAGCUAAGGCAGGCAUUACAACUACUCUUAACAGUCGUUGUUCGGUGAUGGCUGCUGCAAAUUCAGUAUUUGGUCGAUGGGAUGACAGUAAAGGCGAAGAUAAUAUUGAUUUCAUGCCUACAAUUUUAUCUAGGUUUGAUAUGAUAUUUAUUAUUAAAGAUGAACAUAAUCAAAACAGAGAUAUGAUAUUGGCUAAGCAUAUCAUGAAUGUACAUUUAAUGAAUGGUCAAGCUAAGCAAGAAGUUGAAGGAGAAUUACCAUUGGCGACAAUUAAAAAGUUCUUAAAUUACUGUCGUCAACGUUGUGGACCUCGAUUAUCUGAAGAAGCUGGUGAGAAGCUUAAGAGUCGUUACGUAAUUAUGAGGACUGGAUGUCAUGAAUUAGAAUCUGAGAAAAAACUUGCUAUUCCGAUUACUGUUAGACAGUUAGAAGCUAUUAUUCGUAUUGCAGAAUCUUUAGCUAAAAUGCAAUUGCAACCUUUUGCUACUGACAGUCAUGUAGACGAAGCAUUAAGAUUAUUUCAAGUAUCUACUCUGAGUGCAGCUACAUCAGGUUGUUUAUCUGGUGUGGAAGGUUUUUCAACUGAAGAAGACACAGAAACACUACAGAGAAUUGAAAAGCAAUUAAAACGCCGAUUCCCAAUUGGAUCACAAGUUUCUGAAUUUAGUAUUAUUCAAGAUUUUCUGAGACAAAAAUAUCCACAACGAGCUAUAGAUAAAGUUAUAUAUUUGAUGAUCAGGAGAGGUGAAAUACAACACAUUAUGCAACGUAAAAUGUUAAUUAGAUUAAAAUAAUUAUUAAAAUAUGUAAACUUAAAAAAAAAUUGUAAUUUAAAUGUGGCAAUUAAAAAUGUAUUUCUGAUUUCAUAUUGUGUUUAAAUUCAUAAGAACUAUAAUAAAUAAUUGAUAUAUUUUUAUUUUUAGUUUGUUUUAAACAGAAUAGUCAUAUUUUGGAAAGUGGAUGAUCUUUUCAUAAUUGAUAUUAUAUUAAGCCUCUUUUAACUGUAUUGAUUUAUUUCUUAUAAUUAUAUUAUAUUUUUGUAUUUUUUUUAUUGUAUCAUAAUUUGUAAUAUUAUAUUAGCACAAAUGUUUUAGACGUGUUAAAUAUCUAAAGUGAAUUAAACAUCACCUUCAAUUAUGAUAAUAAAAUUAAAGAGUUUUCAGUCAUGGGAAUAAAGAAUUUUAAAUUAAUAUUUUAACACAAAUGUUAAUGAUAAUAAUUUAUAAUAAUUGUUUUUUAAACUACAUUUUUUUUAUCUAUAA
Aphis gossypii (cotton aphid) is the source of this 3207-nucleotide messenger RNA. Its product is annotated as DNA replication licensing factor Mcm5-like. Bases 550 to 2739 code for a protein of 729 amino acids. Gene Ontology annotation, molecular function: 3'-5' DNA helicase activity; single-stranded DNA helicase activity; single-stranded DNA binding. The record is from RefSeq and is a predicted model, not a curated record. Gene Ontology annotation, biological process: DNA replication; double-strand break repair via break-induced replication; DNA replication initiation. NCBI's taxonomy places the organism in Eukaryota, Metazoa, Arthropoda, Insecta, Hemiptera, Aphididae. Gene Ontology annotation, cellular component: MCM complex; nucleus. The transcript is spliced from 3 exons.